Naumovozyma castellii is the source of this 1494-nucleotide messenger RNA. RefSeq names its product bifunctional 2-aminoadipate transaminase/aromatic-amino-acid:2-oxoglutarate transaminase (gene ARO8). The record is from RefSeq and is a predicted model, not a curated record. Lineage: Eukaryota; Fungi; Ascomycota; Saccharomycetes; Saccharomycetales; Saccharomycetaceae. The transcript has a single exon. Bases 1 to 1494 code for a protein of 497 amino acids.
AUGACUUUACCUGAAUCCAAAGAUUUCUCUCAUUUAUACUCCGACGAAACAAACGCUCGUAAACCUUCUCCAUUGAAGACUUGUAUCCAUUUAUUCCAGGAUCCAAACAUUAUCUUCUUAGGUGGUGGGUUGCCCUUGAGUGACUACUUCCCAUGGGAUAACGUCUCCAUCGACUCUCCAGCUCCACCAUUCACAAAGGGUAUUGGUCAUCCAAUCAGUGAAUUGUCCAAUGAUGAAGUUUGUAAAGUCGACUUGAAGAAGGACGUUAAAGUCCACGAAGGUGACAUCCCAUUGGCUAGAUCUUUGCAAUACGGGUUCUCUCAAGGUCAACCUGAAUUAUUAGAAUUUAUUAGAGAACAUAACAAAUUGAUUCAUGACAUGCAAUAUGAAGAUUGGGAUGUCGUUGCCACUGCAGGUAACACUAACGCUUGGGAAUCCACUUUAAGAGUCUUCUGUAACAGAGGUGAUGUCAUCUUGGCCGAAGCUCAUUCUUUCUCCUCAUGUUUGGCUGCUGCUCAAGCUCAAGGUAUUACUACUUUCCCAGUCCCAAUUGAUGAUAAGGGUAUCAUUCCAGCCAAAUUGGAAGCUAUUCUUGAUAAUUGGACUCCAGGUGCUCCAAAACCAAAGUUAUUAUACACUAUCCCAACAGGUCAAAAUCCAACCGGUACUUCUUUGGCUGAUGAACGUAAACCAGAAAUCUUCCGUAUUGCCCAAAAGCAUGAUUUCUUAAUCAUUGAGGAUGCUCCAUACUACUUCUUGCAAAUGGACAAAUACGAAAGAGAUCUACAAAAGAGAGCCGUGACAAGGGCCCAACCAAGAGAAUCUCAUAAGGAUUUCUUAGCUUCCCUAGAUAAGACUUUCUUAUCUGUGGAUACAGAUGGUCGUGUCAUUAGAUUAGACUCAUUCUCUAAAGUCUUGGCUCCAGGUUCAAGAUUGGGUUGGAUCACUGGUUCUAAGAAGAUUCUAAAGCCAUUUGUUUCAUUACAUGAAAUGACCAUUCAAGCACCAGCAGGGUUUAUUCAAUCUGUUGUGUCAUCCACUUUACAUAGAUGGGGACAAUCUGGUUACUUGGACUGGCUACAAGGUUUACGUCAUGAGUACACUUUGAAGCGUGAUUGUGCUAUCGAUGCCCUACAUAAGUACAUUCCUGAAAAUAAAGCAUUCGUUAUUAAUCCACCUAUUGCCGGUAUGUUCUUCACCGUCAAUAUUGAUGCCUCCACACAUCCUGAAUUCAAAACCAAGUAUGAUUCUGAUCCAAAGAAGGUUGAGCACGCAUUGUAUGAAAAAGUUAUCUCUCGUGGUGUCUUAGUGGUUCCAGGUGAUUGGUUUAUUACUGAAGGUGAUACCGUACCACCUCAACCUGCUGCUUCAAAGGAAAGAGAAAAUCCAAAUGAAAUUUUCUUCAGAGGUACUUACGCUGCUGUAUCACCUGAGAAAUUAACUGAAGGUUUGAAAAGAUUGGGUGAAACUUUACACGAAGAAUUUAAUGUUUAA